AUGAGAAUAUCGUUCCCUCGCAUCGUGGGACUUUCCCUUUUGACAGGAUGCGCGGCUGCGUCUGUUCCCAAUAUCGAGAUCAAGGGCUCCAAGUUCUUUUACUCCAAUAACGGCACUGAGUUUUUCAUCCGAGGCAUUGCCUAUCAAGAGAAUUACAGUGGUGGAGGCGCUCAGGGAACAGGCGAGACCAGCAAAGAAACCUACGUCGAUCCCCUCGCGAACGGCGACCAAUGUCAGCGUGAUAUCGUCUACCUCCAACAGCUACGCACCAACCUCAUCCGUACAUAUGCCAUCGACCCAUCCAAGAACCACGAUGACUGCAUGCAGAAGCUUGCCGAUGUCGGGAUCUAUGUCAUCAGUGACCUUUCUUCCCCGGAUAAUUCGAUCAAGGCCGACGACCCCACGUGGAAUGUCGAUCAAUACAAGCGAUAUACGUCUGUGAUAGAUGCUCUGCAGAAAUACGACAAUGUCAUCGGAUUCUUUGCUGGGAACGAGGUCGUUAACCAGCCCAACCAGACAGCUUCGGUCGCUUUUGUCAAGGCGGCGGCGCGAGACAUGAAAGCAUACAUCAAGAAGAAGGGCUAUCGCAAGUCCCUCAGUAUCGGCUAUGCAGCGACCGACCAGCGGGAUAUUCGCCAGGACAUGUCGGCCUACUUGAACUGUGGAUACCAGGACAGUGCUAUCGACUUCUACGGGUAUAAUAUCUACGAGUGGUGCGGUGACAAAACGUUCUCCUCGUCCGGCUACAAAGAGCGAACCGAUGAAUACAAGAACUAUUCCAUCCCGAUCUUCUUCUCCGAGUACGGAUGUGUUACCAGCGGCCCUCGAAGCUUCCAAGAUAUCCCCGUCCUGUACAGUGACAAAAUGAACGAUGUUUGGAGCGGCGGAAUUGUCUACAUGUACUUUGAUGUCAAUGGAGGUGACAACUAUGGUCUCGUCUCUGCAUCAGGUAAUUCUGCAAUGCCCGGAAAGGACUUUACGGCGCUUUCAAACCAGAUCAAAAGUGCGACAGCAACCGGCGUCAACAUGGCCAGCUACAGUCCUUCCAACCCCGCGCAGGAAUGCCCGACCGUCAACAGCAACUGGCUGGCGAAAUCGAGCCCGCUACCUCCGUCUCCCAACCCUGAUCUCUGUGACUGUAUUGCGAAGACCUUGGAAUGUGUUGUCAAAGAUAACGUCGACCUUAAAGAUUAUGGGACUCUCUUUGGCCAGAUCUGCGGUUACGGAAAGACCAUCUGUGAUGACAUCACUCACAACGCUACAGCCGGUCGCUAUGGCGCCUACAGCGUUUGCAGCCCCAAGGAUCAGCUUUCCCAGGUCAUGAACCGCUACUACCUCAGCCAGGAUAAGAGAAAGGAUGCUUGCGACUUCGACGGCAAGGCAAAAGUCCAGGUACCGAAUGGCUCUUCGAACGACUGCAAGUACCUCAUUCAACAGGCGGGCGGUACUGCAUCGUCAACCGCAGGAAGUAACACUGCAACGUCUACCUCCAAAGGUGCCGCUACCCAUAUGGUGAGUCCGGUUAGUAUUCUUGUUAGUGGCUGGCUUGGUGUGGGCUCUUUGGCAGCUGCGAUUCUUAUCGGCUGUCUGAUGAUCGUUCUGUAG
Penicillium manginii is the source of this 1605-nucleotide messenger RNA. Its product is annotated as glycoside hydrolase family 72 protein. The record is from RefSeq and is a predicted model, not a curated record. The coding region runs from base 1 to 1605 and encodes 534 amino acids. Gene Ontology annotation, molecular function: 1,3-beta-glucanosyltransferase activity. Gene Ontology annotation, cellular component: fungal-type cell wall; cytoplasm. Gene Ontology annotation, biological process: fungal-type cell wall (1->3)-beta-D-glucan biosynthetic process. NCBI's taxonomy places the organism in Eukaryota, Fungi, Ascomycota, Eurotiomycetes, Eurotiales, Aspergillaceae. The transcript has 4 exons.